AUGGAGGAAAUACUAAAUCCAAGGAGACUUGGUCCUUCCCAUGAAAAGACUGAGAACAAGAGGCGACAUGAUCCCGUUCCCCGGGAUAAGCGCAGGAGCGAGGCGCCAUCAGCACCUCUUACUCGGUUGAACACCUCUAAGACAAACAUUUUGAUGGAGGUUAAGGAUAGGAAAGAAUUAAAGUGGCUUUCAAGGAUGAAGUCGCCCCCUAGCACAAGAGAUAGGAGCAAGUAUUGCGAAUUUCACCGGGAUCAUGGGUAUACUGCAGAGGAUUGUCAUGCUUUACAGCGAGAAAUUGAAGCCCUUAUCAAAAGAGGAUUUUUAAAGAAUUACAUUGGUUAUGAUAAACAACCAAGGAAUGAUCGUGACAAUCGGAAAGAGCUUGGGGCCGGAAGCAGUGCUCAACCAACUGUCAGAACCAUUAAUAUUAUCGUUGGGGGCAUAGCAUCCGACGGAGACACAAGUAGUGGGCGAAAGCAGUAUGCCUGCCAACAUACUCAUACCUUAAGAGAAUCCUGUGAUGAAGUCAAAGACAUCACUUUCAGAGCAAGAGAUUUGGAAGGAUUAUCACAUCCUCAUGACGAUGCCUUAGUCGUCUCUGCGGUUGUGGCAAACUUCGAAGUAAGUAGGAUUCUGGUUGAUAAUGGGAGUGUAGCGAACAUACUGUCGCAGGAGGCUUUCGCCAAAAUGGGAAUCUCUCCCAAACAGCUCAAAGUAGUAAAAACUCCUCUACAAGGAUUUGGUGGUGGAGUCAUUAUCCCUGAAGGCAUCGUCGAGCUCCCGCUUACGUUAGGAGCUGGUAGUACACAAGUGAUGGAGAUCACACCAUUCCAAGUGGUUAAUACGCCAAUGGCCUUUAAUAUCAUUCUGGGAAGACCCCUACAGAACAAGAUCCAGGCUAUUGUGAUAACUUUCUACCACGCCAUGAAGUUCUCCACAGGUUAUGGCAUCGGAGUAGUUCGAGGAGACCAAAUAGCGGCUAGACAGUGUUACUAG
Molecule: messenger RNA, 996 nt
Organism: Olea europaea var. sylvestris
Lineage: Eukaryota; Viridiplantae; Streptophyta; Magnoliopsida; Lamiales; Oleaceae
Exons: 1
Coding region: 1-996 (331 amino acids)
Source: RefSeq, a predicted model, not a curated record